AUAAGAUUGAUUUAUUUGGUUAAGAAAUACUUUUCUUGAACCUAUUUUUUAAAAGUAACACUCAGUAUUACCAUAACAUGCACAUUUGAAAUGUGAGAACUAUAAGAGAUGAAAAUCUGACAGGUGCAAUUAGUGAGAUACAAAGCAGGAGGUGUUGAACCAAAACCAUCAGUUAAACAUUUUGCAUUCAGACUUAAUUCUUUGUUAGAAAGGUUGGGAAUAACAAGAAAGCCAUUUUAACCUUAACAACGAAAGGAGGAUUAUUAUCACUUAAUUAUAUUUCAGUGACAAACUGCUUUCUGCAAAAUCCAGCCCACAGGACACAAACACAAUCUUGGCCACACCUUGGCAUUACUGGUUUGCAGCAUUAUUUCCCUAUCCUUUUCUGAAACCCAUUCAACAUGGAAUCAAACAAUAGCAACUCUGGCAAGAAUCCUCCUAUAUACACAAUGAAGAAAUAUUUCUGAGCUUCAUAAGUUAUAACACAAGUGUCACACUUCUUUUCACAGCAACCGAAGGACAGGAGUUUGUUUGGUUAAAGCUCUCAGGACAUUAUAAUGGCUUUAGUAUUUAGAACUGUGGCUCAACUAGCUGGAGUUUCAUUAUCUUUGCUGGGAUGGGUUUUAUCCUGUCUUACAAACUACCUGCCACACUGGAAGAACCUCAACCUGGACUUAAAUGAAAUGGAAAACUGGACCAUGGGACUCUGGCAAACCUGCGUCACCCAAGAGGAAGUGGGAAUGCAAUGCAAGGACUUUGACUCCUUCCUGGCUUUGCCUGCUGAACUCAGGGUCUCCAGGAUCUUAAUGUUUCUAUCAAACGGGCUGGGAUUUCUGGGCCUGCUGGUCUCUGGGUUUGGCCUGGACUGUUUGAGAAUUGGAGAGGGUCAGAGAGAUCUCAAGAGGCGACUGCUGAUCCUGGGAGGAGUUCUGUCCUGGGCCUCGGGAAUCACAGCCCUGGUUCCUGUCUCUUGGGUUGCCCACAAGACGGUUCAGGAGUUCUGGGAUGAGAACGUCCCAGACUUUGUCCCCAGGUGGGAGUUUGGGGAGGCCCUCUUUCUGGGCUGGUUUGCUGGACUUUCUCUUCUACUGGGAGGGUGUCUGCUCAACUGUGCAGCCUGUUCCAGCCACGCUCUCCUAGCUUCGGGCCACCAUGCAGUGGCGCAAAUGCAAGAUCAUCAUCAACUGGAGACAAGAAACACCAACCUGAAAAACUAAGCCAGAAAGGACAAGCGUCUGCUGCUCAGGAGACGCUUGCUCAACACUGGAUUUGGUAGGAGGUCCUGCUCUAGUCAUCUCACUGUGCUUCUGAUUUUCGAAAAUGCAUUUUUUCCUGUGGCUAUUAAACUAUAGUUUCUUUCCAAGACUGGUAAACUAUUUUUAUCUUCUACUCUGAGAUCAAAACCAAUCAAGACUUAAUAGUAAUGACACCCAUUACUGUGGAUGAGUGUUCUCAAUUUUAAAACAGUGAUUGCAUAGAAGUGGUAAAUAAAACGUUAAUCUGUAUGUGUCUUUGAAGGUGUUAUUCAUAUGGAGCGGAAUCAUCUGGCAGAUCAUUGACUUCUUUCAGGUGUUUAAGAUAACCUAGUAUAAUAAGCCUGAGCUGCAUAUUUAUUUAAAAUGCAUGACGU
This is a messenger RNA of Macaca mulatta (Rhesus monkey), 1630 nucleotides long. It is a transcript of the gene CLDN22, whose product is annotated as claudin 22. Gene Ontology annotation, cellular component: membrane; bicellular tight junction. NCBI's taxonomy places the organism in Eukaryota, Metazoa, Chordata, Mammalia, Primates, Cercopithecidae. Gene Ontology annotation, molecular function: structural molecule activity. The record is from RefSeq and is marked provisional.